AUGUUUGAAAUAUGUUUGAAAUUGACGGAGGGCCAAUUGAGCAUUCAAGUGGAUCAAAUGAGCGCAGGCACGCGGACGGUGGCGGUGGAACCCAAGGACGAGGGGGCGUUCGUAGAGGUUGUGUACUCGGAGCUGUACCGAAGUAUCGGUCUCGGCCUCCGCGUCGAGCGUGCCACGGAGAGCGGGAUCGGCGCGUUGUUGGUUUCGAGCACGCUGCAAGCACCACCGGGAGUGCGCGCCCUGCCUCCAUACCAAUACCGGUUGUGGACAAUUGGAUCCAUGAAUGUGUCCGGGGCUAUGUUCAAGGAUAUCGAAGGACGCAUUAACCUCCUCGGGGCAGCCUUCCCCAUCACGGUCACAUUCAAACGCGUCGAGAAAGUGUUCACCCUCGACUACUCGGUUUUCUCGCCAAAGUUGAACCUGAAGAUCAUCCAGAGUCCGGCCCCGCCGUCGACGGCCCUAACCGGGCCGUCCAGCAUCUGCAAGAUUGUCGAGUACAUUCGCCCGUUUCUGUUCCACGGAGACGUACCGUCCUUGAACUCGGGGUAUCACGUCCUUACCUCGAUCAACGAUAAAUCUCUCGACAGCCUUCAAUACCAGGAGGUGGUGGAUUGCAUUCGCAACGCGACGUUCCCCCUGAGAAUCGUGGUGACGCUCCAGCCAAACGUGGAAGCGCUUAGCAAAGCCCGCGCCGACGCCGAUAUGCACGACCGCAUCCAGAUCGACGCAUGUCGAGCCAAGUUUCUCACAUGCAACUGCGCACACUGCGCGACUGUUCGAGUCCUGCUCGGAAACGCCUCGGUGUACACGGACCAAGUGUACCCGUGAUGCGGGCUAAGCGAUCGAUAUCUACCCACGUACCUGUUGCUUGGUCUCGUUCAGUCGACUACUACCGGCGGCUUCCACCGCCUUGUUCAUCCUC
Aphanomyces invadans is the source of this 922-nucleotide messenger RNA. RefSeq lists its product as hypothetical. Lineage: Eukaryota; Oomycota; Saprolegniomycetes; Saprolegniales; Verrucalvaceae. The transcript is spliced from 4 exons. The record is from RefSeq and is a predicted model, not a curated record. Bases 1 to 828 code for a protein of 275 amino acids.